AUGAUUUAUGAGUUCAAGAACAUCCAUGCAAAGAUUGAUGAAAACUAUUCUGACCUCAACAACAAGUACAUGCAACUUGCCUCUCAUCUCAAGGCUUUGGAGAAUCAAGUUGCUUCUAUGCCUUCAUCCUCCAAGCAGCCAAUGGGGUUUCUACCAGGGAAACCAGAAAAGAACCUCAAGGAGUCUUGCAAUGUUGUCUUCUCCACUACUUCUCCAGAAAUUGAGCUGAGUGAUCAUGAGAAAGAGGAGGAUGAGAUUGAAAGACUGGUAUUUGGAACUGAGUUUAGGGAAGUUGAGAGAUUUGUUGUGGCCACAGCUGAAGCACAGAUUGUGAAGGACGCUGCCAGGAAGGUUGAAGCAACGAAUCUGCAAAGAGCUGAGCACAAGGCUGAGAAACAAGUUGAGAAGAGAGCUGACAACAAGCUGAAAGAGGUUAAGCUAGAGGAAGCCACUGAGGUUGAGCUAUCACCCUAUGAUAAGCUCCCUUUCCCCCAAAGAGUUCUCACCAAAGCUCAGAAGAAGGUGUUCUCCAAGUUCAGGAAAGAUCUUAGUGAUGUUGGGGUCAGGCAUCUAGAAAUCUCGGGUAUGCGUGAAGCUCAUGUCCAGAUGAUGCUCAUCAACGACAUUCUAGACCACCAAGCUGAAGUUGCCGAGCUUUUGGACAUCUCCAUUCUGAAGAUUGAUCCACCAAUCCCUCCAAAGUCCCUCCCUAAGCUUGAGUCUCAAUGGAUGUUCACCUUGCCUUGCUACCUUGGUAAGCUCACUUUUGAUGAUGCUCUUAGUCUCGGGAUUGAGAGCAUGGAGCCAAACACAUCUUCCCUACAGUUUGGAGAUUCCUCUUCUACAACCCCUAUUGGUCUCAUCAAGGAUUUCCCUUUGAAGAUUGGAGCAUGCACUAUUCCUAUAGACCUCAUUGUUCUGAAGAUGGCAACUGAGAACAGAGUCCCAUUGAUCCUUGGCACUCCAUUCCUCACAACAGUGGGAGCUUGCAUAGACUUUGCCAACAAGAAGGUCUCAUUCCUAAAUGUGAACAAAGCUGUCUCCUAUCCACUACAAUCCCCAAAGAUGAAUGCUGAGUAUUGUGGAACAAUCACUUGUGGAGCAUCCUCCAUUGAGAAGAGCAAGGCUGAAGGGUUUGGUAUUGAGAAAGAAGGUCUUGCUGGAGAAUCCUCUAAAGAGCUUUGUGAUGAGCACUUGGAAAGUGCUAAAAAAAAGGAGGUGAGUAGAGCCACAAAGGCUGCUCAUGAUAAGAAGAAGAUUGUGAAAGAACAUCAUCCUACACCUCUUGAUAAGACUCCUCACAUUCUCACUCUCCACCCAAUGAAGCUUAAGGAUGUGGCCAUUGAGUACAAAAUCAAGUGCAAGGGAAGGUCUAAGCCAUUCUCAAAUGCAAGGGGCAUCAUCACUCCUCAGCUCCAGAAUGAUCCAAUCAAGCUUCAAGAGCUUCUCUCCGACGUCCUCACCAUCACUCUUGAAGGUGGGAAAGACCCUCCUUCUCACUAG
Brassica napus (rape) is the source of this 1503-nucleotide messenger RNA. RefSeq lists its product as uncharacterized. The record is from RefSeq and is a predicted model, not a curated record. Bases 1 to 1503 code for a protein of 500 amino acids. Lineage: Eukaryota; Viridiplantae; Streptophyta; Magnoliopsida; Brassicales; Brassicaceae. The transcript is spliced from 2 exons.